AUGUACCGAUGCAAAAAUUGUCAAGCCAUGAUUGGCAACACGGUUCGAAUAAACUGUGCAGAAUGUCCACAAUUUGAUUUAUGCGUGACUUGCUUUUGUGCUGGAAAAGAGGUGGAAGACCACAAAAACUUUCACAAAUACCGAGUUAUGGAUCAAUUCACCUUUCCAAUAUUCACACCGGAUUGGUGUGCCGAUGAAGAAGAACUAUUGAUCGAAGGUGCUCAAACUCACGGAUUGGGCAAUUGGGGUGAUAUCGCAGCUUAUGUUGGCAGCAGGACAAGGGAAGAAUGCGAACGACAUUAUUUAGAUGUGUAUCUUAGUGCAAAAAAUUUUAUUCCCAGUAUGGAAAAGAAGUUCGAAAAUGUUGAUGAGAGAGAUAUGCGAGAAAGAAAGCGUCGAAGAAUGGAAUCUAUACAGCAAUUACCACCUAUAAAAUCUAAAACUCAUGCAAAGCCUUUGCAGAGUUUACCAGCGAACCACGAGAUUCAAGGGUACAUGCCAAAACGUAAAGAAUUUGAGACAGAAAUUGACAAUGAUGCUGAGCAGCUCAUUAAAGAACUAGAAUUUGACAAUGAAAUGCCGGCGGCAGAAGUCGAACUAAAAUUAUCAAUGCUGAAAAUAUACAACAAAAAACUCGAUCGACGCACCGAAAAGAAACGACUAAUAUUCGAGCACGGGCUAGUCGACCUUAAAAAAAAAGAGAAAGCUUUUGAAAAAAACGAAAAGAAAUCCGUCACCAGUAGUGCCAUUGCUGCCUCUACUUCUUCGACGACGGGUGCCGCUAUUUUGGGGGAUAAAAUAUUACAAGACAAAGAACGUAAGUUUCAUUCGAAACUUAAAGUUUUUGCGAAAUUGAUGAAUAAGACUGAUCAUGAGACGUUUGUUGAAGGGAUGUUAAGAGAGUUUAGAAUACGCGAGGAAAUUUCAAAGUUACAAGAAUGGCGACGUCAUGGUAUCACCACAAUAAAAGAAGGUGAAAAAUACCAAGCUAAUAAAUUACAAGAGCAAGAGGCAACACGAGACCCGCCAACUCGCAUCAUCAUCGGUGCAAGUAGUGAUCGUUUGGCUGCACAAUAUGCAGCCAGAAUACCUCCGGUUCGAAUUGAUAAGAUACUUCCAAUAGAUCUCGACAAUGCGGAAGGUGUUCACAUGCUCACACCAGCCGAAAGAACACUCUGCUCUCAUCUGCGUAUAUUUCCAAAACCGUACAUGGUCAUCAAAGAAAUUAUACUUAAAGAAUAUGCGCGACGCGAUUUUCGCUUGAAACGACGUGAAGCCAGAGAACUUAUAAAGAUUGACGUGAAUAAGACUAGUCGUAUUUAUGAUUUUUUCGUGGAGAUGGGCUGGAUCCAUUCUCAGACAAAGAUGCCGCUGGUGCGAAAUACUUCCGCUGUGAAUAGGAAUGGGGCAAUUGCGGUGCCGAGUGGGAAUACUGGUGGUAGUGUAACGACUAAUGGAUUUGUUGUAGGGGGAAGUGGUAUGGAUUUGGAGUAA
Messenger RNA from Ambispora leptoticha, 1494 nucleotides. NCBI's taxonomy places the organism in Eukaryota, Fungi, Glomeromycota, Glomeromycetes, Archaeosporales, Ambisporaceae. The record is from the annotation of a GenBank genome assembly.